UGAGAGCGAUAUCCGGAAGUCAUGUGCACUGCGGCGGGAUAUAUAUUUUUUUAAAAAUAAAAAAAUAAUUCAAUAAUAAAAAUUAUAAUUGUAUUUACCUUUGUUUAUGGCUUCACUUAAACAACAGGAAGAAAAAUCGAAGGAAACUUUACAAGAAUAUGGCGGAAAUCAAAACGGGAGCGUGGACUUAAUAUUCAAAUAAAGAUUUGGACUGCAGGCCAGACAAAGACACUACAGGUGUGUGUGAAUGGAUCAACAGACUUCACUAUUUGAAAUCCUUGGUUCCGGUCUGCCCCAGUGACAUAACCUGACCACAGGAGGCAGUAGUGGACCAAAGGCUCAUUUGUAUGUGACCCGUUUUAUUUUGAUCCACCUUCCGAGGAACCGAAAAAGUGCUGCAGGUGUAGAAGUGAAGCUGAGGAUCUGAGGGAGUGGCACGUACAGUGAUGAAGAUGAUGAGGAUGAUGAUGGAACUUCUCUUCUUCCUCCUGCUCCUUCACAGCAGCGUGAACGCGGUGCAGACCGUGCUGGGUCAGUACGGACAAACCCUGGAGAUACCCUGCAACAGUGGAGAGGUUCAACCAGAGGAUGUUCUCAUCACCAAGUGGAAAUAUGUCAUUGGGGAGGGGAUUUCGGGAGACUUGCUGGUAAAGAAGCUGGACCAGAACGUGUCGGUUCUGGCUUCAGAUGAAUACAGAACCCGUGUCAGCAUGGCGGACAACUCCAGUCUGCUGCUGUCUGCAGCCAAACUGUUGGACCAGAGGACCUUCACCUGCAUGAUUGUGGUUGGCUCCAACAUCAAGGAGUACCCCGUCAAUGUCAUCAUUUACAAGACUCCAUCAAAGCUGGAGAUCACUGAACAGGCAGGACAACUGGAGAUCGGCAAACUGACAAAGCUGGGAACGUGUGUGGCCACUGAAGCCAAUCCAGCAGCAAACAUCAGCUGGUUUAGAAACAACGAACCUCUGACAUCAGGAGAAAAAGGGGUCACCAUCCAGACCUCGGUCCAGGUGGACCCGGCCUCAGGUCUCUCCAGUACAUUCUCUACUCUGGAGUGAAAAGACGACGCAGACUCAAAGUUCAGCUGUGUCAGCAAACACCAGGGUGGAGCCGAGCUGCUAACGCCUUCUGUUUCCUUCACCGUCACCUACUCAACAGAGAACAUCGAGCUGGAGCUAGGUUCUCAGGAGCCAGUGGCUGAAGGAGACAACGUGACUCUGAAGUGUGUAGCAGAUGGAAACCCAGCUCCCAGCAGCUUCUUCUUCCACCUGAAGGGAAACGUGGUGAAGGUGGAAAACACAAACACCUACACCCUUACCAAUGUGUCACGUAGUGACGCUGGAGAAUACAAGUGUUCUCUGAUCGAUGACCCCACACUGGAGGCUUCUAAGAGCAUCGUCAUCAACUACCUGGAUGUGAGUCUGGUUCCAUCUGGAACAGUUGAGAAAAGAGAAGACGAGUGGUUCAACUAUACUGUGCAGAUUGUUUCUGCUGAGCCAGAUUACUCUGUCUCGUGGUACAAGGAUAAUGUGAUGCUGGACACAGAGCCGAACUUCCCCAAACUGAGCUUCUCCGAUGCGGGGCAUUAUGAGUGUGUGGUCACCAUGGGUCAGCUGACCAGAAAAUCCUCCUCUGUGCUGCAGGUCAAAGGAGCUCCUGUCAUCAGACAUUUGUCCAAACAGCGUAGUGAAGACGGAAAACACAAAGUCCUGGUCUGUGAAGCUGAAGGUUCUCCAAAGCCAGAGGUGUUCUGGAGCAUCAAUGGAACCUCGCCUGAGGAGAGCUCUUUCACCAGGGGAAAGGUCACGCACAAGCUAACUGUGGUUCCAUCUGCUAACCUGACCGUAUCCUGCACCGUUACCAAUGAGUUUGGGUCUGACACCAGGUCCAUUAACGUGUCGUCCUUAUUUGUGGAGGUGAGGAUGGAUAAACGAGACCAGUCCGAGGACAAGGACCAGACCAAGCUGGUGGUGGGUGUGGUGGUGGGACUCCUGGUCGCCAUCCUGGUGGUGGCUUUGGUGUACUGGGUCUACAUGAGAAAAUCCAAACAAGGCAGCUGGAAAACCGGAGAAAAGGAGGACGGCUCCUCAGAGGAGGAGAAGAAGUUGGAAGAAAAGGUGGAGGAGAACAGUCAGAAAGCUGAGGUGUAGAAGAAGGAACAGCUGGAAAUGUGAAAGUGAGAAUGUGGACAUUUUGCACAUUUCUCUUCAUACUCUCUGAAGUCCAUGUGGAAGAAAAAAUAUUUCAUAUUUGGAUUCAUAAAGAAUCUUUCCAGCCGCUCCUUUCACCUCUGAACAUUCCUGCAAAAGAAAAAGAAAAAAAAAACAGAAGAAAAAGAAAAGUAAAAAAGAACUGUCGUUGUGAUGUUUAUACUGCUCUGCACUGAUUUCUGUCCAAAUUUCAUGUUUGUUCCAGUGAGUUCUGGAAAAGUGUAAAUUUCACAUCUUUUGGGUUCCAUUUGUUCUUGUGAGUAAAAUUAGUUCUAGAACCGAUUCCUUCUGCUGUGGAGGAUAUUUUAGUCCAGGUGUUAGUCUCUGGAUCUGAAACACUUAUCUUCAUCAACACCAUCAUCAUCAUCACAACCUGAAGAACUGUUUCAGAUCUGGUACCAACAUCUGUUUUACUGAACCUCAUCUGAUGUCCUCUGACCUUUGUCUUUAGACCCUGCCUCCUCAGUUGAUAUCCUCUUAGACUCCGCCCUCUUGACUGACCCUGAUCCUAAUCUUAUUUCCUUCUAAUUCAACUCUAAAGUUUGUUUUUUCACAGCUACUUGUUUAAAAAAGUAAAGGGCUGAAGGUUUUACUGUAACAUUAGUUGUUAUCAAACUGUAGAUGGUCAUGUGACUGACAUGUGACAGACCAGGAUGUAGACAACGUCACUGCUUUAGUGUCUCAUGAUUGACUUGUUCAUGAAUUUGGAAUUAAUUGCUGAGCGAAAAAGAAAAAUCAGAUUCUUCUUUGUUUCCUGAUUUUUUUUACUUUUGAUUUACUGUUCGUAAUAUUUAUUUUUUUAUUAUUUUUGUUUGACUUUCUUCUAUUUUGUGUCUGCUCUUAAGUGGAGUUCCCACCAUCGCCAUAUCAGUACGUUAUCAUUGAGAGAGUUUGAUCAUCUCUUUGUUCAGGAAUCUUUCUGCAGACUUGUCAUUCUCCUGCCUGUCACUUCUGCAGAGACAGUUGUGAACAGUUUGUUUUUGAAAGUUUUUUCAUCUAUUGCUGUUUGUUCUCAGCUUCAACUUUAAUUCCCUGCUUUAGACAAACUUUGUAUUUUCUUCUAGUGUUCAUUUGACAGUGGAAUAUUAAGUAUCAUUUUUCUGAUUUUUUCUGAGAACUUUUCAGAGUCUGUGUGAGCCUUUUUAUCUCACCAAUUGCAUUUUACAAAAUGAAAGUGAAUACCCUUGGCCUUAAUCUGACCUAACACCACAUAUGAACAUUAUUAAGAUGACUUGAAUGACUGGCAAUAUUAAUACGUUAUUUAAAUUCUGAGUUUAUCUAAAGCAAGAAAUAAAGUAGAGCUGUUUUUAUUUUAUUUUGUUAUUCUAAAGUGUGAAAAAUUAAAACCUGCAGCUGCUUCUCAUAGUUAAAUGAUAGAAAUUAUUUGAGAAAACAGAAAAGUGUCUCUGUAUUAAUAUGUAAAACAAUGAAACACUGCUCAGCAGAUUCAGUCUCACGUCAAUAACAGUGUGGAUUCUGAUGAUUAAUUCAGUUAAUUAAACUCGGAUUCAGCAUGUUAUAAUUUCAUUAAUCCUCAACUUUAAGAUUGUCUCCUGAC
This is a messenger RNA of Cynoglossus semilaevis (tongue sole), 3768 nucleotides long. RefSeq names its product CD166 antigen homolog A-like. The record is from RefSeq and is a predicted model, not a curated record. Lineage: Eukaryota; Metazoa; Chordata; Actinopteri; Pleuronectiformes; Cynoglossidae. Gene Ontology annotation, cellular component: plasma membrane. Gene Ontology annotation, biological process: cell adhesion.